This is a messenger RNA of Endocarpon pusillum Z07020, 1746 nucleotides long. RefSeq lists its product as uncharacterized. NCBI's taxonomy places the organism in Eukaryota, Fungi, Ascomycota, Eurotiomycetes, Verrucariales, Verrucariaceae. The coding region runs from base 1 to 1746 and encodes 581 amino acids. Gene Ontology annotation, molecular function: protein binding. The transcript is spliced from 4 exons. The record is from RefSeq and is a predicted model, not a curated record.
AUGGUGUAUAUGGAGCAAAGUCUAAGACCUCCAUUUCCUCCACCAGGCGUACCUGCUCAAGAAUAUAAAAAAGAUUUAAGCACAAAUGAGUCUGUGCUACCGCCUAAUGGUGCGAUCAAACAGCAGCCACAACAAAUUGUCGCUGCUGUGAGUUCAGAAGUACUGGAAUCCCUACCGACUAUCACACGGACAAAGGACCAACAAGUCGUUCUGGUCGCGGAAGAGGUAGAAGAAUUCUUGAGGAAUGACCUAAAUGUUUCGCGGCUCAACAGCAUUCACGCGUACCUAUGGAUGGCAGGUCGGCCUCUAAACGCAAGGCCGCUGCAGCGACAGAAGAUGAUGGGCAAGGAUAUUAUCCCGACAGAGCAGUUGGAUCUUCACCUUUUGCAUUUCUCGAAUCGGCUGCUUGUCAAACCGCUGCCGGAGUACCUUCUUAACUUUAGCUUCUGGGAGAGAUAUCUUUGUGAAUCCAAGGAGCUGCACGAGACCGCCUGUGGACUCUUGUUGUCAUACGUUUGGCUGAUCUGCUCUCCACUGGACAUGAAAUUGGCGCACGAGCUUGGUCUGGUACCUAUCGACAGAAAAUGGGCUUGGUGGAAGACCUUUGUGGCAGAUUUUGUCUCAAUUAUCGACGUCAAUGCCCUGGACCAGGUCAACCGGCGCUUCCAAUUUGGCGAACUGCGCUUGGGAAGAAUCAACUCCAUAUACAGGAUCCGACUCUUCUUCACACACUCCAUCCGCGGCUAUCUAUAUGGCUACAACCGUUACACGGUCUUUUUCGAGAGGAAAUUCGCCUGGCUACUCGGAGUUUUUGUCUAUUUUUCCCUCGUGCUAUCAGCUAUGCAAGUUGGAUCAAUUGUUCCUCCGUUGAACGAUAAUCAGGGGCCUCUUCAGUCGCUCACUAUCUUCCCACCUACCAUUCGACCCUUGGACGAUUCUGACCAAAGAUCGCCCAUCCGGCUGGGCAGCAUGUUCAAACGAUCUUUCGCUUCUAAGGAUCGCGCAGGCAAGUCUGUCAAGCCGCUCAAGAUUACGUAUCGCGAGGGUACGAAGAAGAAGAUGCAGGAAAGCUUGGACAGUCCCAUGGUGGCAAGCCCUCUCACCAGUCCCAUAAUCACCAUGGUUGUGGGUCGUGAUCAGCGUCUUUUUGCCGCCCACGAGGAUGUCCUCUGCCGCGCACCGUUCUUUGCUGCCUCUCUGAAGGACCAGUUCUUUGAGGCCGGCGCAAAGAAGGUGAAACUGCCCGAUGAAGAACCCGAAAUACUUUCCUGCAUCCUCGAAUUCCUCUACAAGGGUGACUACUAUCCUCGCUUGUUGCAGAAUAAGCGCCGUGACACUUGGGAGCUCGAGGAUGCUCACGACCCAAAAAAAGGUGGUCGCGGUUCCAGCGACUCUACAAUCUACCUUCCUGACGUGGGCGGCCAUGUUCUCCGGGACACCGUCAUCUACUGUGCUGCUGAGAAGUACGGCUUGGAAGAGCUGAAGCGUCUCGCUCUUCGGAAGCAAGGACUUCAGUCUGGCGUCCAAGUCGACGCGAUCUUGCGAUCCGCUCGGUAUGCAUAUGACAACACACCAGACACGGAAUCGCGGCUCCGCGCUCAUUACCUAGCUCUGAUCAUCAGAAGUCGCAAGACUUUCAAGAGGAGCGGAACCAUGCAGAUGGAGAUGGAGAAUGGUGGCAAAUUGUUCUUCGAUCUGUUUGUGGCCAUGUGCAACCAUAUCGACGACAUUGUCGAGAUCAGGUAG